Talpa occidentalis (Iberian mole) is the source of this 561-nucleotide messenger RNA. RefSeq names its product gastrokine 2 (gene GKN2). Gene Ontology annotation, biological process: regulation of cell population proliferation. Bases 1 to 561 code for a protein of 186 amino acids. The record is from RefSeq and is a predicted model, not a curated record. NCBI's taxonomy places the organism in Eukaryota, Metazoa, Chordata, Mammalia, Eulipotyphla, Talpidae. The transcript has 6 exons.
AUGAAAAUCCUUGUGGCAUUUCUGGUGAUGCUGGGCAUCUUUGGGACACAAUCUCAUGGAUUUGAUGUCUAUAACCUCAUCAGCCCAGCCAAAAACGGGGGCAAUGUCCAAGAGACAGUGACAAUUGACAACGAAAAAAAUACCGCCAUCAUUAACAUCCACGCAGGCUCGUGCUCUUCUACAACAAUUUUUGACUAUAAACACGGCUACAUUGCAUCCAGAGUGCUCUCCCGAAGAGCCUGCUACAUCAUGAAGAUGGACCAUAAAGCCAUCCCUGCUCUGGACCAACUCAAACGUUACAUCUACGAGAGGCAGGCUCUGAACAACAUGGCCUCCAGCAAAUACACCUGGGUCAAGUACAACCCCUUUGAGUCUCUGAUCACACAUGCUGAUUGGUUCCUGUUUGGGUCACCUAUUAAGCAGCUCUGCAAAGAUAUACCUUUGUAUAAGGCGGAAGUGGUUGAAAAGCCAAAGCCACAUACUACCGGCGCUGGAGCCUGUGCCAAGGCAGGGCUGCUGGGCAUCUUUGGAAUUUCCAUCUGCGCAGACAUUCACGUUUAG